AUGGAUGAAGAAAAUAAAGAAAUUUCUGAAACCUUUUUAGAAUUAGCUAAAAAUGAAUUAAAGAUAGAAUCUAUCGAUAAAGAAGUUGAACAAUAUAAAAUUAGAAAGAUGGAAUCUGUAUAUAAUGAAAGAGAUACAUUAAUUGAGAAAAUUCCAUCAUUUUGGAAAAUUGUCCUUUCACAACAUUUAGAUUUUGCAAAUUAUAUAAGAGCAUCUGAUUUUAAAUAUAUUGAUGCAAUAGACAAAAUUACGGUAAAAUAUGCAUCUGAUAUAGAGAAGAUUGGUAGUUUCUCAAUUACGUUCCAUUUUAAUGAAAUAAAAGAUGAUUUCCCAGCUCAAAUAAUAUCUAAAAAUUUCAAAUUAAUGAAAAACGUACCAGACCAAAAGAAAUCUGGACAAGACAACGAAGAAGAAAAUACUGAGGAGACUAAAUUUGAUGAAAUAGAACUUGAAGAGAAACUAACCAGUGAAAUAAGUGAUGUUCAAUGGCCAAAGGAGUAUAAUUCAAUCAAUCCUGAUUUGAUUAAGGACAAAAAGAGUCCCGAAGGGAAAAAGAGUUAUAGACAAGGAAUGAAAUCCUUUUUUGGUUGGUUCAGAUGGACAGGAUUAAAGCCUGGUAAAGAAUUCCCACAUGGUGAUUCAUUAGCCACUUUAUUGAGUGAAGAUCUAUAUCCAUAUUGUGUUAAAUAUUACACUGAGGCACAAAGGGAUUUUGCCGAUGAAGAUUCUUAUUCUGAUGACACUUCGGAAGAGGGUAUUGAUUUAAGUGAGGAAGAACAAGACAACGAGGAACCUGCCAAGAAGAAAAUCCAUACUUCUUAG
Messenger RNA from Maudiozyma barnettii, 822 nucleotides. RefSeq names its product Vps75p (gene VPS75). Gene Ontology annotation, cellular component: nucleus; chromatin. Lineage: Eukaryota; Fungi; Ascomycota; Saccharomycetes; Saccharomycetales; Saccharomycetaceae. Gene Ontology annotation, molecular function: histone binding; chromatin binding. The transcript has a single exon. Gene Ontology annotation, biological process: nucleosome assembly. Bases 1 to 822 code for a protein of 273 amino acids. The record is from RefSeq and is a predicted model, not a curated record.